CCCAGCCUCAUAUCCACAUAUAUUCCUUUAGUAUUUAUGAUCUAGCAUUCAAACCAGAUGGGACUCAAUUGAUAAUUGCUGCUGGAAAUAGACUGCUGGUGUAUGAUACUUCUGAUGGAACCUUAAUUCAGCCUUUGAAAGGACAUAAGGACACUGUAUACUGUGUGGCUUAUGCUAAAGAUGGCAAACGUUUUGCAUCGGGCUCGGCUGAUAAAAGUGUGAUAAUUUGGACUUCAAAGUUAGAAGGAAUUCUGAAAUACACGCAUAAUGACUCUAUACAGUGUGUUUCAUACAAUCCUCUUACUCAUCAGUUGGCAUCCUGCUCUUCCAGUGAUUUUG
Messenger RNA from Phaethon lepturus (White-tailed tropicbird), 339 nucleotides. RefSeq names its product intraflagellar transport protein 122 homolog. The record is from RefSeq and is a predicted model, not a curated record. Gene Ontology annotation, cellular component: non-motile cilium; intraciliary transport particle A. The transcript has 4 exons. Gene Ontology annotation, molecular function: protein binding. The annotation marks the transcript as partial. NCBI's taxonomy places the organism in Eukaryota, Metazoa, Chordata, Aves, Phaethontiformes, Phaethontidae. Gene Ontology annotation, biological process: intraciliary retrograde transport; non-motile cilium assembly; protein localization to cilium.